This is a messenger RNA of Hyla sarda, 1253 nucleotides long. It is a transcript of the gene MRPL45, whose product is annotated as mitochondrial ribosomal protein L45. The coding region runs from base 116 to 1042 and encodes 308 amino acids. NCBI's taxonomy places the organism in Eukaryota, Metazoa, Chordata, Amphibia, Anura, Hylidae. Gene Ontology annotation, cellular component: mitochondrion. The transcript has 8 exons. The record is from RefSeq and is a predicted model, not a curated record.
GCUCUACAGAUCAGCCGCCAGAGGUCACUUGCGAGCCACGCCCCACUCCGCAGCCCCCGGUGACAGUUCUGGUCAUGUGACCCUAAACUUUCCCAGCGUUCUGUGCGAGUUCAACAUGGCGGCCUCCAUGAGGCUUGUGAGGGCGCUGUGCGAACCUGGGCUUGCUGCCAUUCUCAGUCCGACCCGGUUGUUGCCACCUAUCACAGUUAUACCUGUAAGGACCAAGAAGAGAAUGUUUAAGCCGCCAUAUUUGCAUCAUAAGCUUACAGUGGAAGAAAUGACUAAGAAAGCUAAGGCUGCUGGCGUUGUGGUGCCAGACGAAACCUUGGAACGUCCCAUUAAUAUCUCCUGUACAGCUGGAAUACUUGAUGCUUAUGUGCCCCCUGAAGGUGAUGCCCGCCUGUCCAGUCUUUCCAAAGAUGGUUUAAAGCAGAGAACAGAGCAACUAAAACAGACAGCAGCCUCCCAGUUGGCGAUUCGUAAAAUAAAAAAUUAUGAUGAAGAUUUUAGCACAAAGACCUUUCUAGAAAAAGCUCAGGAAAUCUUCAUUGAAGCGCACAACUGCCUGACACAGUUUGAUCGUCAUAAGUUACACUUACUGGUGACAGAGCGUUGCUAUCCUGAGAUGGUGCGGGGUAACCGAUAUCGUACAAUACGUUGGUCUUUUGUGGAGUCAUUAGAGCCACCCAGAAUUGUGCAGGUUCGGUGUCCAGAAAUGGUUACAAAAGGGAACCUCUAUGGGCAAGUAACUGUCCGUAUGCACAGCAAACAGAUCUUAAUAAUUUAUGAUCGCUUUGGUCGGGUGGAAUGUGGGAGUGAAGAGCCACGAGAUGUUCUAGAGUACUUGGUAUUUGAGCGUCACCUGGUGAACCCAUAUGGGUCGUGGAGGUUGCAUGGCAAGAUAGUGCCUUCCUGGGCACCACCCAAAGAGCCCAUUAAAAAGACUGUGCUGUUACCAGGUGCAGAAUUGAAGCCUUGGCAGGAGCUGGAAGAUGUAGCUGUGGAGAAACAGGAACUCGCACCAAAACAGUGGUAUAAAUAAGGCACCGGCAGCUUCCUGUCUCGUGCAUUACAGUGGUCACAUGUGAGAGGUGUCAUUUAUGUCAUCACGUUCAGCCAUGGACAAUAUUGUAGCUGCCUCCGGUCAUGUACAGUAUACUGUUGUUAGGACAUCUAUUGUGUGCACAAUGGUAUGUGCCCUGGUAUCUGCAACUUUUGUAGUAAAAUUAAAUUUUGAGUUACUUUAAGACAGA